Messenger RNA from Aegilops tauschii subsp. strangulata, 868 nucleotides. Its product is annotated as DNA-directed RNA polymerases II, IV and V subunit 9B. Gene Ontology annotation, molecular function: DNA-directed RNA polymerase activity; zinc ion binding; nucleic acid binding. NCBI's taxonomy places the organism in Eukaryota, Viridiplantae, Streptophyta, Magnoliopsida, Poales, Poaceae. Gene Ontology annotation, cellular component: RNA polymerase II, core complex. Gene Ontology annotation, biological process: DNA-templated transcription; transcription-coupled nucleotide-excision repair; transcription initiation at RNA polymerase II promoter. The record is from RefSeq and is a predicted model, not a curated record.
UCGGAAAAGGACAUUCUCCCCCGGCACGCUGUGUUUGACUUCACUCCAGCUCCACCCCAGCCAGUCCCCGAAGAGUGAAAGGCGUCUUCGUCUCGACUUGCUUCCCCUCCGAGAGACCGACCUACCCAUCCAAUCCAUACACUUUCCUGCAAAGGGUAGGGGAUAGACAGGGAUUCUAAGGCUCCGCUCCACACCAAGAGUAGCGAAGAUCUCUGAUUUGAGAGAGGGAAGCAUCGAAUCAGCCGACAGGAGGAGGUCUCAGUCACCAACCCAGCAGCAGCCAUGAGUGCCAUGAAGUUUUGCCGUGAAUGCAACAACAUCUUGUAUCCCAAGGAGGACCGGGACCAGAAGGUGCUCCUCUUCGCCUGCAGGAACUGCGACCACCAGGAGGUUGCAGACAACAACUGUGUCUACCGCAACGUGGUGCACCACAGCGCUGGAGAGUUCACCCAGGUGCUCCAGGACGUCGCCGGCGACCCAACACUUCCCCGCACCAAGGAAGUCCGGUGCGCCGUCUGUGGUCACGGCGAAGCUGUCUUCUUCCAGGCCACCGCGAGAGGUGAGGAGGGGAUGACGCUCUUCUUCGUCUGCUGCAACCCGAGCUGCGGUCAUCGGUGGAGAGAAUGAUGUGUCCAUCACCCAACCGAUGACGGAUUUCACCGAUGCAACAGUCUGAGAGAGUUGUUUUUUCUUUCUUCCCAAGAGAUAUUUUCCCCAGUAGCAUGAAUUGGCUGUAUGUUUCAGAUGUAUUGAGGCGGCAUAUCAUUUUCAUAACUCCAUGAGGAAAAAACAACCGCGUCUACCGGGGUAAAAAUAUCCCUGUGGUCCAUUGCAUUAAUCAAAGGAUGCUACGAGGACAUUUUUCUCU